ACCCUCAGCUUUUCAACUGCUCCUUGUACCUUAAAAGUGCACCAAGGGUGACUUUUGGAGCCCGCUGCACAAAGCUGCUGCCCUGUAGGUGGCUGGGAUGGUUCAGCCCUCCAAGGAAGGGUUGUCCCCGAAAGGAUUUUAGGAGACAAGCUGCCUGCCUCCGCCGGAGGCUGCGUAAUUCCCAUCUCUGACAAAAGGUCCCCGGCGCAGCUGCGCACUCCCUGCGUGCUUCCUCCCCUAUGUAAUCCCAGAGGGCCCCUCGCUUCCUGCUCCGUUGCCUUUAACCCUGAAGCUGCCCAGCUGCAGCCCCGUUCCUGUCUCCCCCAUGCCUGGAAGGAGGGUGGGAGGAGAAGAGCAAAGGAAGGAAGUUUCUCUGUAGCCUUAUGGAGGACAAGCUUUGGGCGUGAAGGUGGAAUUUAAGCCCUUGAGGAGCUGCCAGCAGGAAGGUUUGCUGUGAGCAGGGGGAGCAGGUCCUCAGAGGUGCUGGGCCCUACUGAAGCCAUGUGGGCAACCCUGGUGCUGGCUCUCUGCGGCCUGGCUGCCGCCGUGCCCUCGGAGGACAGGAAGCUGAGCGACAAGGCGACGACGCUGGCCGACCGCAGCACCACCCUGGCCUUCAACCUCUACCACGCCAUGGCCAAGGACAAGGCCAUGGAGAACAUCCUGCUGUCCCCCAUAGUGGUGGCCUCUUCCCUGGGGCUGGUGUCCCUGGGGGGCAAGGCCACGACGGCCUCCCAAGCCAAGGCGGUGCUGAGCGCCGAGAAGCUGAAGGACGACGACGUGCACAGCGGCUUGGCCGAGCUGCUGAGCGAGGUCAGCAACGGCACCGCCCGCAACGUCACCUGGAAGAUGGGCAGCCGCCUCUACGGCCCCGCCUCCAUCACCUUCGCCGAGGACUUCGUGAAGAGCAGCAAGAAGCACUACAACUACGAGCACUCCAAGAUCAACUUCCGCGACAAGCGCAGCGCCCUCAAGUCCAUCAACGAGUGGGCGGCGCAGACCACCGACGGCAAGCUGCCCGAGGUCACCAAGGACGUGGAGAAGACGGACGGGGCCCUCAUCGUCAACGCCAUCUUCUUCAAACCUCACUGGGAUGAGAAGUUCCACCACAAGAUGGUGGACAACCGUGGCUUCAUGGUGAGCCGUUCCUACACGGUGGGAGUCCCCAUGAUGCAUCGCACAGGUCUCUACAAUUACUAUGAUGAUGAGACAGAGAAGCUGCAGGUGGUAGAGAUGCCACUGGCUCACAAGCUCUCCAGCAUGAUCUUCAUCAUGCCAAAUCACGUGGAGCCUCUGGAGAGGGUGGAGAAGCUGCUCAACAGGGAGCAGCUAAAGACCUGGGCUAGCAAGAUGAAGAAGAGAUCAGUGGCCAUCUCACUGCCUAAAGUUGUCCUGGAAGUCAGCCACGACCUUCAGAAACACCUGGCUGACCUGGGCCUGACAGAAGCCAUUGACAAGACCAAAGCUGACCUGUCCAAGAUCUCUGGCAAGAAAGACCUUUACCUGUCCAACGUCUUCCACGCCGCCGCCCUGGAGUGGGACACUGACGGGAACCCUUACGACGCCGACAUCUACGGCCGAGAGGAGAUGAGGAACCCCAAGCUCUUCUAUGCUGACCACCCCUUUGUCUUCAUGAUCAAGGACACUAAAACCAACUCCAUUCUCUUCAUUGGCAGGCUUGUGAGGCCCAAAGGAGACAAGAUGCGUGACGAGUUGUAGUUGGGUUUGGGGGUGGGGAGGGGAAGGUGGGGAGAAGGUUUUUGUUUUGGCAGAGCUUUGGGUUCGUUGUUGGUUGGUUGUCUGUUUUUCAGUGGGGGGAUCUCAAAGAAAGGGGAAACACUUCUUUUGUAUCCUUCUGGAACUAUGGGUGCUAUUCAGACCAGGGUGCAUUUGUGAGGAGGAACCAACAGAACACUUUACCUCACCCCAAAAAGACAAAAACAAAACACUUGAUUGCACAAACCCACCCUCCAGAGAGAGAGAGAGAAAGGAGGGGAGCUUUGGCCCAAGAGGGUCACCAGGAGUGGAAGGGAAGCAGUCUGCACUGUCUCAGCUGAGAUGUUCAGGAUGAUGCCUGGGCUCCUCCUCCCUGCACUUGUGAAGCCUCCUAAGAACUCUGCUGCUACCAUCAGCCCUGCAAAGGCUCAAGCCCUCCCCUGCCUCUAUCCCAGAUGCUUCUUGCAUGCUUAGCUCUGCCACUUGGCUCCUCUCCCAGUUGUAUGCUAAGCAGAACCACACCACAGCUUCUCUGGUAGCUUCUCAGUUGUUCCUUGCUUCUUUCUUCUGCCUUCACAAGUCUGUAACAAAUCACAAAGGGCCAGUUCUGUGGUCCAGCCACCUCCAUGGCCCUGGGAGCAAAGCAGGACCAUGACUGUGUGUAAGAAUGGAGAUUGUAGGGAGCUGUGUCCUACAGAACCCUGCUCUGGAUGACUGUUGGAUGCUUCAGCCAUCAUAAAUGACCUCCAAAGUUGCUCCAGAGUCAAGUGCACCUUUGCUCAACGCUUCAGAGAAGUAAGUGACUUAGGGGUGUCAGGAAAGAGGCCAAAGAGCAGAGGGGCAAACCUGAGAGAGGUCCUUUCACCACUCCUGUGGUGCUAAGGGACAUGGUUUAGCACCAGACUUGGUAGACUUAGGUAAUGGUUGGACUCAAUGACCUUAAAGGUCCUUUCCAACCAAAAUGAUUCUGUGACAGAAAUCACCAUGCUCUACCUCUCUGGGGAACAGAGGGAGCUCUUGGGCCAGCAUUUGGAAUUAAACAUCCCAUAGCAGCCAAACACAGCAGCUCCCCUUCUCUUGCUGCUUCUCCAGCAGCACAGAGGGAUGGGAAAGAGUUACCACUGCUGAAGGUUCUCCCAGCUACCAACCAGAGCUGGUACCUUAGUUCCCAGAGGGAGACCAAGAGACUCCUGUUGGCUUCUCAAAGGGAGGUGAAUCAAGUUCAAUUUUCUUGCUGGACUCUGGUGCUUUAGAGCUGCUGUUAGCUGACUUUC
Messenger RNA from Dryobates pubescens (Downy woodpecker), 2990 nucleotides. RefSeq names its product serpin family H member 1 (gene SERPINH1). Gene Ontology annotation, biological process: collagen fibril organization; negative regulation of endopeptidase activity. The transcript is spliced from 5 exons. Gene Ontology annotation, molecular function: collagen binding; serine-type endopeptidase inhibitor activity. Bases 502 to 1719 code for a protein of 405 amino acids. Gene Ontology annotation, cellular component: endoplasmic reticulum. NCBI's taxonomy places the organism in Eukaryota, Metazoa, Chordata, Aves, Piciformes, Picidae. The record is from RefSeq and is a predicted model, not a curated record.